Messenger RNA from Trichophyton verrucosum HKI 0517, 2400 nucleotides. RefSeq lists its product as uncharacterized. Gene Ontology annotation, cellular component: pericentric heterochromatin. Gene Ontology annotation, molecular function: chromatin binding. Gene Ontology annotation, biological process: chromatin organization; negative regulation of transcription by RNA polymerase II. NCBI's taxonomy places the organism in Eukaryota, Fungi, Ascomycota, Eurotiomycetes, Onygenales, Arthrodermataceae. The record is from RefSeq and is a predicted model, not a curated record. Bases 1 to 2400 code for a protein of 799 amino acids. The transcript has 2 exons.
AUGGCGUCUCAGUGUGCCUUAUAUAGGGGUGAGGAUGAUGAGGAUGCCAUCUCGCUCACAUCCACUGUGCCUAGUGAGCCGCAAGAAGAGUAUAAUAUAACUGGCGUACUGGCUGAGAGGAUCGCGGACAACGGCGCGACCGAAUAUCUUGUCAGCUGGGAAAACUAUCCCAUUCAUAGGUCCUCCUGGGAGCCGGCAGAGAAUUUUGGGGACCCUGAAACCACGCUGAGAGAAUGGAACCAGAAGAAAGAGGCAAUUACGAAGGGAGAUGCGCCCGAGUUUGACCUUAUUGCUUUUGAAAACCUCCUCGCAGGAAUAGAGGAGGCCAAACUACGAAGGAAAAGAAAACGUAGGCUCAAGCGGAUGCGUCUUGGGCUGGCCUGCGGAAGCGAGUCCGGGGACAACAAUCCAGAAAGCCACGAGGAAGAUAAUGGUGAUGGUAGCAGCAAAAGCAGCAGCAGUGAUGAACCCACGAGCUCACGCAUUUCUCCUGCCUCGAGGAAAAGAGGGGCUGGGAUCCUCCUGCCAAAGCAAGAGUUGAUGGCUACUCGAAAGUCGUCCAGUAGCGCAGCUGGUAGCUCAGAUGCAAUCAAGGGACGUACUUUUAAGGCAGCUCUCCGUGAGGCGUCUCAGCCUCCAAGGCAGCUAAAGAUACCCCCUUCCUCAAAACCAAAAGUACCAUCUACGGCGCCUCCCCCCAUAAAAGUGUCUGAAAAACCUGGAACUAGGCUACCGAUCAGAACAUCCUCUGUCAAUGUUAUAGAGCCCGGGAAUGAGGGUCAGACGGUGCAGUCAUCAACCGCUAAUCCUCCCACCAGCAUGGCUCCUUCAAGAAAGUCUGUAUUCACUUUCGCACCUGCAACGGCUCGAAGAGGCGGCUCCAUGACCGCGGCAGUAGGGAGCAGGCAGCCCUCAGGACCCCCAAACAACAGACUCUUUCGAACCCUAUCAACUCAGCGGAAAUACCACAAAAUGUCUCGAACCGAGAGGCCCCCUGACAUUUCUCAACUUGAUCUUCGGCCUCCAAGCGAGUGGUUGACCGCUGCAGGAAGGUCUGCACUUCGAGAGAUCUCUUUAGGUAGGAAACGUAUCGGAGCAACUUCAAUGUCAUCGUCGAUAGAUGAUUUGUUCGUCGCUGAGGAUGAUAACAACGGUUCUCUCCCAAAUAACCCGCCUCCCGUGCUUUCCAAGGAUUCUAACACGAACGCCGACGGCAAAUCCCUAUGUACAAGGAUUUGGCGUGAAUGGAACAAAGGGGAUGUUAUGGUUCACCUUGUAUUUAGUGCAAAGGAAAAAGUUAUUGGAGAUAUACGUAUCACCGGUCUCCCUCAUUCAGCUAGAUCUUGGUUGCUUUCUUUAAAGCAAGGUGAUCAAAUUGUUAUUGAUCUUCAGGAACUUUGCUCCCCCAAGGGGUUUCUCCAGCUGGAUAUAUUUUUAGGUAUUUCUAACUUAUUAUUCUUGCAGGAGCCAAACAAAGUUAAUCAUGGGCAUGUUAUCCCUUAUAACGAUACGAUGAAUCAAGUAAAUUACUUAACAGAGUAUCUACUUAACAAUCAAUCAGCUGCAAUCUGGCGUUCCCUAGUCUGGCCAAGUCGCAGUAUAAUUAUAUACCCUUCCCAAGCUUAUGAGUGGAGAUUUCUUCAUAAGCAAUCACCAUCACAUCUAUCCCCAAUGCUUCGGCUUGUCAUUAUAACUCUACCUGAUACCUCCGAGUUAAGAAAAAUACCGCUGCCUAGUCCAAUACCAAGUUCUUCACAUCAAACACAGUCAGAUGUACAACCAGGGAAAGGUCCAGAAGAAGUUGUACUUGCCCAAGGAUACUCAGAAAUAGCUGUCGGCACCGCUACCGAUACACCAAGUUUGGUUUCUUUGCAGGAACCACCUCGCACUAUUACUCUUACUCUUAAGACACCGCUGCCUCCGAAUGAAUCGACUUCAUCACCAGCACAACACUCGUCACGAGAACUUGCCACUAAAUCCCUACCCGAGAGGGCCCGGGAUUUAGAUGUUGAGACUUAUUUUCAAAAUCACUACCGAAUCACUUUCGAAUACUUAACUCGUUCGAAGUAUUCAAAGUAUCGCAAAGAGACACUACCGGUGUUUUAUCUUAUAUUCCCCUCAAUAGAAAGGGAGGAACAUGACUUGAUUCAGCAACUAUUAGUCUUCAACAGAAUAGCUCCCUAUUCCCACAGGAACCAAGGGGAUUGGACAAAGUUUAUCAAAGAUGUGACCGAAGCAGAAGUAAAACCGCAAGGCAUAAUAAUUGUAAGCAAAUCUAUAACUUCCCCCGCCUGCUUGAUAUAUGUAUCUAACAAGCAGGAUGCUAUAUAUAGUGUCAUCAGAAGUUCAAUGCCUAUAAUUGCAUGCCUAAACUUCAGGAACUUCUUCACCACCAAGUAA